UCAAACAGUAUAUACCAAUCUCGGGUCGUCGGUAGAAAUGGUCUGUCCACAUCACUUGACGUCGUCGAGAAUAGCAUGGUUUCGACGGAAAGAAAUGUUACAAAUAUCCGAAGGAGCCAAAAUUGGUGUCGAUAUAGACAAAGGCCGUUUUUCAAUAUCAGGAGAUCAUACUAUUGGAGACUUCAAUCUUCAAAUAAAUGAUGUAAUGAAACCAGAUUUUGGUCAAUACGUUUGCACUGUGGUGAUUGAAGACACAUCUGUACAAAUCAUAUUUAAUCUGGUUUUAAGAAGUGCUCCGACAGGCCUAAAUAUAUAUGUAGUUGAUACAAGUAGAAACAAAAACAACACCUUCUUGGAAGCGUCAACAACAGUUACUGCUACCGAAAAUGAGACUAUAAAACUAUAUUGCAACAUAUCUAGUGGAACCCCAAAGGAAACCCUGGAAUGGGUCUACAGAGGCAACGUAAUAAAAACUGGUGGGCCGGGAUCUAUACGGCUAAUUAUGAAAUCCACACAUACAAACUCUGGACAAUACUACUGCCGAGCAAACAGUUCUGUCUUAGACACUCCAAUAACAAAAUCAAUUGAAAUGUUGGUACAAUAUAAGCCAAAAGUAACACUGAGCGUAGAAAAUGCUGUACGCAUUAUCGAAGGGAAUUCACUCCACGUAUAUUGCAACGUAGAUAGCAGUCCUGAAGUACAAAGUGUAUCAUGGCUAAUACAAAAUAAUGGCGAGACCAUAAAGUACGGAGACGGUCGAGUAUUGCAUAUAACUGUUAUUACACGAAGAGACACUGGUCUAUACAUCUGUAAAGCAACUAAUAUGGUAGGCUCAACUAUGACAGAGACCAGUGUUACCGUUAUGUAUGCACCAGAUGUAACCAUUGUGUAUGAAAAUUACACUGUUAACGCAAAAUCAAGAAAGCUCAUAUGCUUACCGAAAGGAAUUCCAACAAAUUACACAUUUUUUCAAUGGCAACAUAAAUCUGAAUACGGUGAUCAUAUUCGGUUUCUGGAUGGAUCACAAGAUGGGAUUCUCCUACUUCCAAAUAUCCAAGAUUUCAACACACAAUACUAUGAUAAUGGAGCUUACAUUUGCACUGUUAGUAAUGGAAUACAAGGUGUUAGUGGGACCAGCAACAGAACAGCUGCUGUGUAUUUAAGUAUUUCAGGUAAACCCAUGUUCGUUGAGGACAACAGACGAUUCUUCUAUGGAGUAAUAAAUGAAUCCGUUGUUAUAAUAAUCAACAUUUUCAGUAAUCCAAAAUAUUCGGAUAUUUUCAUUCAUAAACAAAAUGGCGAACAACUCAUAAGCGAUAAUUCCAAUAUCAAAAUGAUUGAAGAACAUACUUUUGUGAAUGAUACUUUCUAUAAUUCAAAUGUACGAGUCAAAGGUUACAGAAUGACGGUGAAAAUAGCAAAAUUAAGACCGGAGAUGAUUCAAAAUUAUACACUGAAUUUACAAAACGAAUUCAGACAAAACCAUUACGAUAUAUCACUUUUUCGUGCAAGUGUCCCUAGAAUUCCAAUGAAUUUAUCAUUGUCAACAAAGGAAGGAAAUAUUCUGGUAGAUUGGAUAUGUAACUUCAAUGGUGGGCUAAAACAGAAGUUUUUCAUCGAGUUUCGAGAAAGUAAUUCAAAGAAAUGGACAGUUGUUCAGUCACUGAACAGGACAGAAGGUGAUAUGUUAUCUUGGACAAUAGAAAGGCUCCAAACGAAGACUAUAUAUUACUUCCGAAUGUUCGCUCAAAACAGACUAGGUCGAAGCAGCAGUACGAAAGAAACGUCAAUUAUCUUAGGCAAUGAAAAACUGGAAAGCACUUUAUCAGUAUUCUCAGCAAUACCAGUCGCCGUUUCUACUGCUAUCAUUUUAUUCAUGAUCCUUCUUGUGGUAUCAGUAAUUGUAUUGUGGAAACAAAUGGUCAAGCUACAUAAUAGAGUAGAUUCACCAUUGGAACACGAAGAAGAUAAUCAUUAUGUUGAAAUAGAACCAAACGGGAUGAGAGAAUUAAGUUUAAACCAAAUUAGAAACACACAGCAUGGCCAAAAGGUCCAGGAACACGUUCUUGAAGGUGAUCAAGACAGACGGUCAUUAGACAACGUCUCAUCAUCAAGUACGGAUACCGAUAGUAAAGACCACAUAUCUCUAACCAGUGGAAUUAGCGGAAAUACUACGAAUCCGAAAGACAUUUAUGCACGGCGGUAUGAUGCUAUUUCCAUUAGAAAUGACACGUUUCAAUCUGAACACAUGAGUCAAUAUGACAGCUUAAACCGAGUCGAUCAAUAUGAACAUGAUGAAGAUAUCUAA
Mytilus trossulus (common blue mussel) is the source of this 2308-nucleotide messenger RNA. RefSeq names its product hemicentin-1-like. Lineage: Eukaryota; Metazoa; Mollusca; Bivalvia; Mytilida; Mytilidae. Gene Ontology annotation, molecular function: protein binding. The coding region runs from base 38 to 2308 and encodes 756 amino acids. The record is from RefSeq and is a predicted model, not a curated record. The transcript is spliced from 7 exons. Gene Ontology annotation, cellular component: neuron projection.